AUGCCGAAGCCACAAGUUCAAGAGGGCGAGGACCCCGAUCCGACUCCAUACCUGUUCGUUUCUCUCGAACAGAAACGUAUCGACCAAAGCAAGCCCUACGAUGGUAAGAAGGCUUGCUGGGUGCCCGACGAGAAGGAGGGCUUCGUCCAGGGUGAGAUCAAGGCCACCAAGGGAGAGCUGGUGACAGUCAACCUGCCCGGAGGCGAGGAGAAGACAUUAAAAAAGGAACUCCUCUCACAAGUAAACCCGCCGAAAUUCGAGAAAGUCGAAGAUAUGGCUGACCUGACAUACCUCAAUGAGGCCGCUGUUCUUCACAAUCUUCGACAACGAUAUUAUGCGAAACUCAUUUAUACCAAAGACUUCAAGAAGGACCUUGUUGCCCAAGUCAACCCGCCUAAGUACGAAAAAUGCGAGGAUAUGUCCAACUUGACAUACCUCAACGACGCUUCAGUUUUGUAUAACUUGAAGCAAAGAUAUUACCAUAAACUUAUUUACACGUACUCCGGUCUCUUCUGUGUGGCUAUCAACCCUUACAAGAGAUUCCCCGUGUACACCACACGAUGCGCCAAGCUCUACCGUGGCAAGCGUCGUUCAGAAGUGCCACCCCACAUCUUCGCCAUUUCCGACGGCGCUUACGUCAACAUGUUGACCAACCACGAGAAUCAAUCUAUGUUGAUUACCGGUGAGUCUGGUGCUGGUAAGACUGAAAACACGAAGAAGGUAAUUGCUUACUUCGCUACCGUCGGUGCUUCUCAAAAGAAGGAUCCUACCCAGGAGAAGAAGGGAUCCCUGGAAGACCAGGUCGUACAAACUAACCCUGUGCUUGAAGCCUUUGGUAACGCCAAGACUGUGCGUAACGACAACUCUUCCCGUUUCGGUAAAUUCAUCCGUAUCCACUUCGGACCCUCUGGAAAACUGGCUGGUGCUGACAUUGAGACCUAUCUGCUUGAGAAGGCUCGUGUCAUCUCCCAACAGUCCCUUGAGCGUUCCUACCACAUCUUCUACCAGAUGAUGUCCGGCUCCGUCCCUGGACUUAAGGAGAUGUGUAUGCUGUCAAACGACGUAUAUGAUUAUUUCAUCAUAUCGCAAGGAAAAACUACCAUCCCCAACGUAGACGAUGGCGAGGAAUCACUGUGUCUUUUGUCUAACGACGUAAUGGACUACAACAUCGUAUCACAAGGCAAGACUGUAAUCCCUGGCGUCGACGACGGCGAGGAGAUGAAACUUACAGACCAAGCUAUGGACGUCCUUGGUUUCACCCAAGAAGAAAAGGACAAUGUAUACAAGAUCACCGCCGCUGUAAUGCACAUGGGUUGUAUGAAGUUCAAGCAGAGGGGUCGUGAGGAACAGGCUGAGGCCGACGGCACUGAGGACGGUGACAAGGUUGCCAAGCUCCUCGGAGUCGACUGUGCUGAUUUAUACAAGAACUUGCUGAAGCCUCGCAUCAAGGUCGGAAACGAGUUCGUCACCCAGGGUCGUAACAAGGACCAGGUCAUCAACUCCGUCGGUGCCCUUUGCAAGGGUGUGUUCGAUCGUCUGUUCAAGUGGCUCGUGAAGAAGUGUAACGAAACUCUAGACACCAAGCAGAAGAGACAACACUUCAUCGGUGUACUGGAUAUUGCUGGUUUCGAGAUCUUCGACUUUAAUGGGUUCGAACAACUUUGUAUUAACUUCACAAACGAAAAACUGCAACAAUUUUUCAACCACCACAUGUUUGUGUUGGAACAAGAAGAGUACACUAAAGAAGGCAUUCAUUGGGAAUUCAUUGACUUUGGGAUGGACUUAUUAGCCUGCAUUGACCUUAUUGAAAAGUACAACGGUUUCGAGCAACUCUGCAUUAACUUCACAAAUGAGAAGCUCCAGCAAUUCUUUAACCACCACAUGUUCGUACUCGAACAAGAGGAGUACAAGAAGGAAGGCAUCAACUGGGCUUUCAUUGAUUUCGGAAUGGACUUGCUAGCUUGUAUCGAUUUGAUCGAGAAGUACAACGGUUUUGAACAACUCUGCAUUAAUUUCACCAACGAGAAACUUCAGCAAUUCUUUAACCACCAUAUGUUCGUGCUGGAGCAAGAGGAAUACCAGCGCGAAGGCAUCGAAUGGACUUUCAUUGACUUUGGCAUGGAUCUGCAGAAUUGCAUUGACCUUAUAGAAAAGCCUAUGGGUAUCCUCUCAAUUCUUGAGGAAGAGUCUAUGUUCCCUAAAGCUACCGAUCAAACCUUCGUUGAAAAGUUGAACAACAACCACUUGGGUAAAUCUGCUCCUUACCUGAAGCCCAAACCUCCCAAGCCUGGUUGCCAAGCCGCCCACUUCGCCAUCGGUCACUACGCCGGAAAUGUCGGCUACAACAUCACUGGAUGGCUUGAGAAGAACAAGGACCCUCUUAACGACACUGUCGUAGACCAAUUCAAGAAGGGUAGCAACAAACUGUUGGUCGAAAUCUUCGCUGAUCAUCCCGGACAAUCCGGUGACGCCGGUGGUGGCGGUGGCAAGGGAGGUCGCGGUAAGAAGGGAGGUGGUUUUGCUACUGUCUCCUCCGCGUACAGGGAACAACUGAACAACUUGAUGACCACCCUGAGGUCGACCCAACCUCACUUCGUACGUUGUAUCAUUCCCAACGAAACGAAGACUCCUGGUCUCAUCGACUCUCACCUUGUUAUGCACCAGCUGACCUGUAACGGUGUGCUUGAAGGCAUCCGUAUUUGCCGUAAAGGUUUCCCCAACAGGAUGGUAUACCCUGACUUCAAGCUCCGUUACAUGAUCCUUGCACCAGCGAUCAUGCAAGCUGAAAAAGAUCCUAAAGAGGCAGCUAGGAAGUGUCUCGAAGCCAUCAACUUAGAUCCCGAAAGCUAUCGUAUAGGUCACACGAAGAUCCUGGCUCCACAAGCCUGCGCCAAGGAAUCUGACCCUAAGAAAGUGGCCCAAAUCAUUUUGGAAACAACUGGCUUGGAUGUCGAGUCAUACCGUCUGGGUCACACGAAGGCAUGUUUGAAGUUUUCAUACAAAAUUCUGUGCCCCAACCUGCUCAAAGAACCAAUAAGUGCUGAGAAAGCCACCGAGAAAAUUCUCGAACAUACUGGCUUGGACUCGGAGUCUUUCAGGCUCGGAAAAACUAAGGUAUUCUUCCGUGCCGGUGUCUUGGGUCAGAUGGAAGAGUUGCGUGACGAUAGGCUGUCCAAGAUUAUCUCUUGGCUCCAGGCCUACAUCCGUGGUUACCUGUCCCGUAAGGAUUACAAGAAGUUGCAGGAACAGAGAUUGGCUCUCCAAGUUGUCCAGCGCAACUUGCGCAAGUACUUGCAGCUCCGCACCUGGCCAUGGUGGAAACUGUGGCAGAAGGUCAAGCCUCUCCUCAACGUCACCCGCAUCGAGGAUGAAAUCGCGAAAUUGGAAGAGAAAGCACAAAAAGCCCAGGAAGCCUUCGAGAAGGAAGAGAAACUCCGAAAGGAAGUUGAGGCCCUCAACAACAAGCUUCUGGAAGAAAAGCAAGCUCUUCUGGCUUCACUUGAGGGAGAAAAGGGUUCUCUUUCCGAGACCCAAGAGCGUGCUGCUAAACUCCAGGCCCAAAAGGCUGACCUCGAGAGUCAACUUAGGGAUACUCAAGACCGUCUUACUCAAGAAGAGGAUGCCCGUAACCAACUCUUCCAAGCCAAGAAGAAGUUGGAGCAGGAAGUCUCUGGUCUUAAGAAGGACAUUGAAGACCUCGAACUUUCCGUCCAGAAGUCUGAACAGGACAAGGCAACUAAAGACCACCAAAUCCGCAACUUGAAUGAUGAAAUCGCCCACCAGGACGAGCUCAUCAACAAACUUAACAAGGAAAAGAAACUCCAAGGUGAAUCAACUCAAAAGACAGCUGAGGAGUUGCAGGCUGCUGAGGACAAGGUCAACCACCUCAACAAAGUUAAGCAAAAGCUUGAGCAGACUCUUGACGAACUCGAGGACUCUCUGGAGCGUGAGAAGAAACUCCGCGCUGACGUUGAGAAGCAGAGGAGGAAGGUUGAGGGAGACCUUAAACUUACGCAGGAGGCCGUUUCUGACCUUGAGCGCAACAAGAAGGAGCUCGAACAGACCAUCCAACGCAAGGACAAAGAAAUCUCUUCCCUUACUGCCAAGCUCGAGGACGAACAGUCUUUGGUUAGCAAGGUUCAGAAACAAAUCAAGGAACUACAGGCCCGUAUCGAGGAGUUGGAAGAGGAAGUCGAAUCCGAACGUCAAGCUCGCGCAAAGGCUGAGAAACAACGUGCUGACUUGGCUCGCGAACUCGAAGAGUUGGGUGAGCGUCUUGAGGAAGCUGGUGGUGCAACCUCUGCUCAAAUUGAGCUUAACAAGAAGCGUGAAGCCGAGCUUAGCAAGCUUCGUCGUGACUUGGAGGAAGCUAACAUUCAACACGAGUCUACCCUCGCUAACCUUCGCAAGAAGCACAAUGAUGCUGUUGCGGAGAUGGGCGAGCAGCUAGACCAGCUUAACAAACUUAAGGCUAAGGCUGAGAAAGAGCGUUCUCAAUACUUUAGCGAAGUCAAUGACCUUCGCGCCGGUCUCGACCACUUGUCCAACGAAAAGGCUGGCCAAGAGAAGAUCGUCAAACAACUGCAACACCAACUUAAUGAAGUACAAGGCAGAGCUGAUGAAGCCAACCGUACCCUCAAUGACUUGGAUGCCGCCAAGAAGAAGUUGUCCAUCGAGAACUCUGACCUCCUCCGUCAAUUGGAGGAGGCCGAGUCCCAGGUGUCUCAGCUAUCUAAGAUCAAGGUGUCGCUUACAACUCAGUUGGAAGACACCAAGAGGCUCGCUGACGAGGAGGCUAGGGAACGUGCCACCCUUCUUGGCAAAUUCCGCAACCUCGAACACGACUUGGACAACAUUCGUGAACAAGUUGAAGAGGAAGCCGAGGGCAAGGCCGACUUACAACGCCAACUAUCUAAGGCCAACGCUGAAGCUCAAUUAUGGCGUUCCAAGUACGAGUCUGAAGGUGUUGCCCGCUCCGAAGAACUCGAGGAAGCCAAGCGUAAACUCCAGGCCCGUCUUGCUGAAGCCGAAGAGACCAUUGAGUCCCUCAACCAGAAGGUUGUUGCUCUCGAAAAGACCAAGCAACGUCUUGCCACCGAAGUCGAGGACCUGCAACUCGAGGUUGACCGUGCUACCGCUAUUGCCAACGCAGCUGAGAAGAAACAGAAGGCCUUCGACAAGAUCAUUGGAGAAUGGAAACUUAAGGUUGAUGACCUGGCCGCUGAACUUGAUGCUAGUCAGAAGGAAUGCCGCAACUACUCUACCGAACUGUUCCGUCUCAAGGGUGCCUACGAAGAAGGACAGGAACAACUUGAAGCUGUCCGCCGUGAAAACAAGAACCUUGCCGAUGAAGUUAAGGACCUGCUUGACCAAAUCGGUGAAGGUGGACGCAACAUUCACGAAAUUGAAAAGGCAAGGAAACGUCUUGAAGCCGAGAAAGAUGAACUCCAAGCUGCUCUUGAGGAAGCUGAAGCUGCUCUUGAACAAGAAGAAAACAAGGUCCUCCGUGCUCAACUUGAGUUGUCUCAAGUCAGACAAGAGAUUGACAGAAGGAUCCAAGAGAAGGAAGAGGAAUUCGAAAACACCCGCAAGAACCACCAACGUGCCCUGGACUCUAUGCAAGCCUCCCUCGAAGCCGAAGCUAAGGGUAAGGCUGAGGCCCUGCGCAUGAAGAAGAAGUUAGAAGCCGAUAUCAAUGAACUUGAAAUCGCUCUUGACCACGCUAACAAGGCUAACGCUGAAGCACAGAAGAACAUUAAGCGCUACCAAGGACAGAUCAAGGACCUCCAGACUGCUCUUGAAGAGGAACAACGUGCUCGUGAUGACGCUCGUGAACAGCUUGGCAUCUCAGAACGUCGUGCCAACGCUCUUCAGAAUGAACUUGAAGAAUCUCGUACACUUCUUGAACAGGCUGACCGUGCUCGCCGCCAGGCUGAACAAGAACUUGGAGAUGCUCAUGAACAGCUUAAUGAGUUGUCUGCCCAAAACGCUUCCCUAUCUGCAGCCAAGAGGAAACUCGAAUCUGAGCUCCAGACCCUUCACUCCGACCUCGACGAACUUCUCAAUGAAGCUAAAAACUCUGAAGAGAAGGCAAAGAAGGCUAUGGUUGAUGCCGCUAGGCUUGCCGACGAACUCCGCGCUGAACAGGAGCACGCUCAGACUCAGGAGAAACUCCGCAAGGCCCUUGAACAACAAAUCAAGGAAUUGCAAGUCAGGCUUGACGAGGCUGAAGCCAACGCACUUAAGGGAGGAAAGAAGGCCAUCCAGAAACUCGAACAAAGGGUACGAGAACUCGAGAACGAGCUCGACGGUGAACAAAGGAGACACGCUGAUGCCCAGAAGAACCUGCGUAAGGCUGAAAGGCGCAUCAAGGAACUGUCCUUCCAAGCUGAGGAAGACCGCAAGAACCACGAGCGUAUGCAAGACCUUGUUGACAAACUGCAACAGAAGAUCAAGACCUACAAGAGGCAGAUCGAGGAAGCCGAAGAAAUCGCCGCCCUCAACUUGGCUAAAUUCCGCAAGGCCCAACAAGAGCUGGAGGAGGCCGAGGAAAGGGCAGACCUUGCUGAGCAGGCCAUUAGCAAAUUCCGUGGCAAGGGACGUGCGGGAUCUGCUGCGAGAGGAGUCAGUCCGGCGCCCCAACGCCAGCGCCCCGCCCACGACGGCUUCGGCACCUUCCCACCAAGGUUCGACCUGGCGCUUGAAAACGAUUUUUAA
Danaus chrysippus (African queen) is the source of this 6717-nucleotide messenger RNA. NCBI's taxonomy places the organism in Eukaryota, Metazoa, Arthropoda, Insecta, Lepidoptera, Nymphalidae. The record is from the annotation of a GenBank genome assembly.